Molecule: messenger RNA, 4833 nt
Organism: Scophthalmus maximus (turbot)
Lineage: Eukaryota; Metazoa; Chordata; Actinopteri; Pleuronectiformes; Scophthalmidae
Gene: gpc5c
Product: glypican 5c
Exons: 9
Coding region: 341-2170 (609 amino acids)
Biological process (GO): regulation of protein localization to membrane; cell migration; positive regulation of canonical Wnt signaling pathway
Cellular component (GO): extracellular region; cell surface; plasma membrane
Source: RefSeq, a predicted model, not a curated record
GUCGGGGCACUUGGCAGAAGUAAACCGACGGGGAGGGGAGUGUGCGCACGGCUGUGGAAGCAGGCGCGCGCACAGUCGACCACUGCGAAGUGCAGAGCGCGGGACGGACUGGCUGCGGUCCACGAGAAGACCCCGACCCCUCCAGCCAACUGUGAGCCGCUCACACUCGUCCCCACCAAUAAUGUGAGAACCAGACGGACACGUUCCGUCAGAUGUGUAAACCCACCGUCGCUCCAUUGUGCUCGAGUGCCGUCCCGGCUCAACACCGCCACACGGUUCGCAGUCAGGCAACAGAGCAGGCUGUCCGUCCGCGAGGGGAUACCUGGCGUGAAAUGCGGCAAUGUCCCGCGGAAUUUGCCCACGCGUGAACUCUUGUGCAUCCUCCUGGAUUUGUGCAGCGGUCGUGUUGGCCGCGUGCGUGAUCGACGCGGAGUCGUACAGCUGUCAUGAAGUGAGGACCGCGUACCAGCUGCGGCAGGUCGGGCCGCUGCACCGCGUCCCGGAGACACCUGGCACAGAUGUGGAUCUGUUGAUUUGUAAGCACCAGGGUCCAUCCUGCUGCACCCGGAAAAUGGAAGAGAGCUACCAGAUUGCUGUAAAACGAGAAACCCUCCACAACAUUCAAUCCUACAGCUAUGAGCUUGAGCACCUCAUCUCCGGCCAUUCGGAUGCCUUCCAGGACAUGUUCCAGUACCUACUGUCUUUCUCUCAAGGCCACCUGAGUUCUCUGUUGGAGGGAACUUACUCACCCCUGUCCCGCCACACCUUGCCCCAUGUAAAUCAGCUCUUCUCCUCGCUCUCCCUCUACCUCUGCGGGGCCAACGUGUCUGUGGAGGCCUCGGUUCAACAAUUUUUCAACAACCUCUUCCCACUCGUCUACACGCGGCUCAUAAAUCCAGGUAUUGAAGGCAGCAUGACGGAAGCCAGUGAAAUGGGUGACUGUCUUCGUAUGAUCAGGCAGGACGUCAAUCCCUUUGGGCCUUAUCCUGCUGCUAUGGCCCAGGAGCUGGCUGGGGCGUUGGGAGCCGGAAGACAACUGGGUCUGGCCUUGGAGGAGGGCGUGGAGGUGAUGAAUGCCACCGAGCAUGUCAGCCUAAGCAAAGAGUGCGUGAAGGGCCUUGUGAAGAUGGUGUUCUGCUCCCACUGCAGAGGCUUGACGCUCAUCAAGCCCUGCGUGGGAUACUGUCUGAAUGUAAUGCGAGGCUGUUUGGCCAGCGUGUCAGAGCUGGAUCAGCCUUGGAGGAGGUAUACCAGUUUAUUGGAGCAGCUAACCCACGCCAUGGCCGGCCAGCACAGCCUGGAACUAGCCCUGCUGGAGGUCAGGGGCCGCGUUCACAAUGCCCUGCUCUAUGCACAGCGUCGUGGUCCACUCAUCACUGCCACAGUGGACAAGGUGUGUGGCCUGACUACCGGGGAACCUACAAGCAUGCACCCCACUAGCCCAGAGGUCACAACCUCUACCGUGACCUCAUCGUCUCCUCUUCCAUCUGCCGCCCCCUCCCAACCAGAGCAGUGGCUGAGGCAGCUCGCGCACUUGAAGAGCUCGUUCCCCCUGAAACCCUCCAAGAACAAUAAACAUAGUCUGAGAACCCUCUCUAGGGAGUUCUUGAUGUACCUGCAGCGCUACAAGUCUUUCUUUGCAGCUUUGCCAGAGAUGCUGUGUGAAGGGGAGAAUGUCAUGGACGAUUCCACAUGCUGGAGCGGAGACGAUGUGGUCGAAAGCUAUUCUGGCAGAGUUGUUGGAAACGGUCUGCACGCACAGAGGCAAAACCCAGAGGUCAAAGUUCGCACUGUGGACCCUACACUGGCCGAGGUCAAGGAGAAGUUGGAUCGCUUCAACCGGGAGACCCAGGAGAGGUUUCCAAAACUGGACCAGGUAGAGGCCUGGGAUGAGCUGGGCAGUGGGCGAUCAGAGGGCAGCUCCAUAGGCUGUGAUGAUGAAGAUGGAUGUCAAGCCUCAGGAGAUGGUCAAGAAAAUAUCUCACAUACGGACGCCUCCAAUGAAAGAAGGCCCAUCGGCCGACAGCCUGGAGGUGACAGCCCACCAGAGAACCCUUCCAAGCCCCCUUCAGUGAAGGUGAUAGGGGCCUCGCCGUCUGGCAACUGGGCACGACCCUGGAGCCUUGCACUGCUCUGUGCUGCACUUUGCUUCCAGUGGACCCUAUUCUGAUGCCUGCACCGUCUGUGAAAUCCCCCUCAACCCUUUAGGAAACAUGUAUGCAGACAGACGUUCAUAUCAUAUAAAUCACCUAUAGUAUCCGUACUCCUGUCCUCAAUCUGCGUGGAUGGAAAGUAACGAUGGGGAAAGAAAUGUGGAGACGCAGAUGGAAACGAAAGUGAGGAGGACGACAUUGUAGGAGACUGUAGAUUGGGGGGGGGGCUCCUAUAAGAACUUAACUGAUCCCAUGCACAACGUUUUUGCCUGCUGCUUCCACUAGGAUGUUCUGGGAUUGUGUGUGUGAGUGCGUGCCUGCUUAUGUGUGUGUGUGUGUGUAGGCAGACACCAGUAUAGCCCUGCAGCUCCUUGCUCUACUCACACUCGACACAUGCUUCGAACUUCAGACCAGGACUUCAUCGUUAUGAAUUUUACUUUAAAACACUUAGACUCACUUUCACAUGUUCUAGAUAUACCAACACAGUUGUCCCCUUUGUCUGCUGCUUUCAGGCUAAAAACCUCAUCACAGCCAUCUGCCAGCCAGACAGAAGAAUUCAGCUUAUUUGAAAACUCAACUUAUUUUCCUUUUGAGGAUUAAGGAAUGCAUGAUAGAUUGAUAGAUCAAUCCCAGGUGCCUGGCCUAGUACCCGCAGAUUUGAUAUUCUCUGACUGUGUACCUUGGCAGGGAUUAGAAUGUAAUGAGUUCACAGAUUGAGCACAGGCACAAUUGCACGGUUCAAGACAUUGUGCAGACAAACUAGGUGUGUAUAGUAUGUAACUGUAUAUAGGUGGAAAUAUUUGAUGGAGUGUAUGAGGUUCUGAUUCUGCAAAAAGCUUUUAACUGAUUCAGCUGAAUGUUUUUUUGUUUUUCUUUUCAACUAGCUGUGAAUGGGCUCUGCUUGUCUGCUCCAUACUGUGUAGACGAUGCAAAAAAUACUUUAGAGAUUUAAUUUCUAUAACAAAUAAAGCAGGAAUGUACAUCAUUCCCCAUCUCAAGCCCAUGACAUACAUGGAUAUAUGUUGGACAAGUCUAUACAUUGUUGAUUUGAAUAAUGUUUAUUGUGCAUCCAGUUUUGUGUGUUUGCUUGUUGAAUUGCACACCAAUGCAUGUAUAACUUGCCAGGUUCUCAAAUUCAUUACGAUGGGAUCAGGCCCUUCCUCAGAAAGCAUAAAAAAAUAUAUGGAGAUUUUCAAACUGAUGGCAUGAAAUCAGGUUUCACCUUUAUCUUUCAAAUGAUUGCUUGGUAUUUGAAAACAAGGGUGAGAUUGGGUAGAAAAUUCAUUACAUGCAAAUUAGAAUACAACUUAUCACACAUACACACAAAAAAACAGAAUAUUUUUACAUUGAUGCGUGUAUCUAUUGUUUAAUCUAGUUCAGUGGCAGCCAUUGUAUAAGCACUUCUUCAUGGAUAUUGUCAUGUACUUUGUCCAACAUUGGACUUUUUCUUGUUUGUGUGUUUUUUCAUGAACAUCAUUAAGUAAACGGUCGCACAGUGGUACAACUAUCAGCACUUUCGCGGCAAGAGGGUUCUGGGGCAACCCUCAGUGUGGACGCUUGUGAGGGUUUUCUUACCCAAGUUCAAAGAAAUGCAGGUCCAGUUAUUUUGCAACUCUAAAUUGCCUAAAUAGUUGUGGAUGUUAGUGUCAAUGGUUGUUUGUCUCUAUGUGUCAGCCCUGUGAUAGACAUGGCGACCUGUCCAGUCAGUUGAGGUUGGCCCCUCUUCUAAGCUGAAAGGAUAAGCGGGGAAGCAAAUGGAAACCCAAAUAAGCUCAAAUGCCUUGGAAUCCCAACAGUUGAAAGAGCAAAUCAUAAUUUGUUUUGAAUGAUUCCUUGCGAGGAUGUAACAAAAGGGAAUUUUAGGAGAAGAAGAAAACCGGUGUGACUUUUACAAUGGCUUCCUCUGUAUACCAGUUUUCUUUCUUGUUUUGUUGAGGAUUGUGUACGCACAGUUACUGGUACAGCAGAGUACCCGUGUGAAUGAGAAUGAUGAAUGUAUGGUCAUUGCUAUGCAUAUGCAAUAUUAAUGCUGACUAUGCCCGAUGUAAAAGCUUCACAGAUACAGUAUCUAAGCUAAGGGCUACACACUUACAGCUUGACAUGGGUCAAUGAUAUACCUCUUCCAUUAACUAGACUUUAUUCUGUAAAACUUUUCCUGUCUCUGCUGAAAAGUAAUUCACCUGUACCUCUUCAUAGCAAUGCAAAAGGGAUGACCCGCUUAACCUCACUCACAUAUAUAUAUACAAUUAUUCAUUAAAUGCCUGAACUCAAUGGAGAACAGGGAUAACUACAGCUAUAUACGGUUUGGGCAGUUUAAAUGUGUCACAUUUCUUGUUCUGUAACCAUGUUUGUUUAGUUCAUAUGAUUUCCUCCAUGAAUGUUUAGUCCCAGACUCGCGUCAUUGCACCCACAGCUCACUUUCAGUCCUAUACCCUCGCAUGUGUAUAAAUGUAAAUAUUUUAAGUCACUCACUAUUUUUUUGUGUCUCAUUUCUUUUGUAUCAGUAUCAUACAGUGUAGUCGGGCUCUAUUAAAGGUGCUCUGCUUGUUUGAUUGUUUGUAUUUUUGCUUGUCUCCAUAGCCUAUCCUUAAAGAAUAUCAGUCACAACAGAUUGAUAAUUGAUAAACAACAGUGAUUUAUGCUUGAAAGACAUGUUUAUUAAAGGCUCUUCACACCCACA